GUGCCUACUCCAGAAGAGUUAGAACGCGCUAAGACCACAGGCGUGGUCCCGAUAGCAUUGGUACUUACCCGCAAGCGUUGUGGCAAGUUCAAGUGCCGUGCUGUCGUAUUAGGUAAUCUCUACAAGCCCGGCGGUGAGUUAGAAGUUUACGCGCCCGUAAUCAGCUUUGGAGCCUCGCGCUACCUGCUGAUCGAUGCCGCCGCGCAUGGUGAUGCCAUAAUUUUGUUUGACAUUGACAACGCAUUCGUACAGAGCUUGAUCGAUUCGGAAAUUUUCAUUCGUCUGCCAAAGGAAUGGCGUGAGCAAAACGACGAUGGUAAUCGGAAGCUAGUUCGUGCCCUUUAUGGGUUACCACAAUCCCCGAGGCUGUGGGCAAAGCACUACGAAAAGAAGUUAGUCAGUCUCGGUUGGACACAGUCAACAGAAAAAGGGUUGUGGAGAAAGCUCUCCAAGGCCACAGGCAACAACUUCCAGAGUUACAAGAAGUUCAGUAAGUAUAUGAAGAUGGGAGUUUAUGUAGAUGACAACACCGCAACAGGCCCGGACGAGCACGAGCUUAGGCAUGAAGUCAGUUUGAUUUUGAAAGAGUUUCCUGGCAAGAUCAUUGAGCCCGAACACCAGCCAAAUGGUGAUCUUUUGUAUGAUCAGCUCGGUGCAGAAGUCCAC
Messenger RNA from Amoebophrya sp. A120, 666 nucleotides. The record is from the annotation of a GenBank genome assembly. Lineage: Eukaryota; Dinophyceae; Syndiniales; Amoebophryaceae.